AUGGAUUCCCAGUCUAUUUUUAACCAGGCUCUGUUUCGCUUUGCAGCUCGUCAAAAUGUGUCGACUCCCGCUACUACUCAGCCAAACGGUGGUGCUGCAGAAGACAGUACCAUGACAUCCAUCGAUGAUGAUAGCAGUUUCCAAAGCAGAAAAGACACCACUUUUUCUCAGAAACAAGGUGAACCGCCCCAAGAGAUCAAUAUCCAAGCGCCUUCCAACCUGAUAGAGUUGACCCGCAAUGAUCAGUAUCGUGUAUCUAAACUAAAAGCACUCCCAAAAAUUCUUGCCGAAGAAGAAUGUGAUGGAUUACAUGGUUAUAUUGACCAGUAUUCUAAAUAUGCGUGUGUUUCGUCAAGUGGCUCUGUGGAUAUUUGGAACUAUGCCUCUACAGACCCUACUCCAAUCACUUAUACCAUUGACUCUGAUGAGACUUUGCAAAAAAAUAGCAACAAUAUCCUUCCAGUAUUGGUUCUUCCAUCUCCUGGAAUCAAAGAGCCUGGCUUAGUUUCAAUAGAUACGGUUACCGGGGAUAUCAAAUACUACGAAUACGUUUUCAGCGACUCUUCUGUGAGUAUGAUCUAUCAAAAGGAUAAUGUCAGCAAGAGAAUCUCUUUAUAUGCUGGCGAAGUCAUUACAAUGUAUGAAAAUAUCGAGCCUGUUGGGAUUGUCAUUGCCACUUCCCAUGGACGAGUCAUAUUGAUUUCCCUUAGAGACUCAGCAGGAAAACCAAAUAUCCAAAUCAGUAAUAUCAUUCUGUCGUCGUUCUUGCCAUUUUUCAGAUCAAAAGACCAAAUCGUUUCGAUAAAGGGCGGUAAGGAUUUGGGUCAUGGGACGAAAUCGCUAUCAAUUAUCACUGAUAGUGGGUUAUUUACGUUGUGGAGUGUGGCCCGUGAUGGUCAAGCCAUUAAGAUUUAUGAGACUUCGGUGACCGAUCAAUUAUUGGGAGAAAUAAAGGAUUUGUACGAAAAUGACAACAUUACUAUUUUGGAUAGUCAUCCACUAUCAACUGAUACCGAUGAUGAGCAAGAAGCCUAUUUGGUGUUGACUUCUGUCGAGAAUGGCGCUAAUGAAACUUGUUAUAUAUUAUUUACCAUGGUGAGAAAUGGCGAUGAGUUGAUGGUAUUUUCUGCCUAUAGAUUGACCCGCUACACCAAACCAUACCAGAAUUCUGUCCCAAAGUUGUAUUUGCCUAAACCUGAGAUGACCGCGUUUAUUGUGUUUGAAGACGCAAUUGUCCUUGUCGAAGUCACUCAAAAGCUUGAGCACUCGUUGGUGACCAACAGAAAGUGGGAAGAUGUCGUAUUAUUCAGAUCUGGGGUCAAAAUCAUCGGCACCGGUUUUGAAGAUUAUAGUUAUGAAGAUGGGGUAUUUACCAAUUUGCCCUCUGUAAUAGUAGUUUCUAAAAAAGCUGGGGUAUUAAAAAUUGAAAGAUGCAUCAGUUCAGAUGAUUUGAAAGAUACUCAACAAUCGUUUACUUCUACUUCAUUCACAAAAUCUAAAAUUGAACAAGCGGUUUUUUACGGAUACACCGAUAACAAUCCUUUAUUAUUUAAUGUUCCAGAAAACACCAUUAUCGAAGAGUCAGAAAUCGAGCAAGCAAUUAUUAGUGUUGGUGACGAAUUAGUGGGAUCAAAAUCCGCGUACUUGCCUCCAAGACUAUCGUCUUUGGCAGGCCAUUUGGAAUUGAGAUUAUUAAAAUUGAAAAAUUUGGCAGAAUACGUUGCUGUCAAUUUCAUUCAUGAGAUCACCACAAAUACUAAAAUGAAGGUUAUUAGUGAUUUGGAGAAAAUCAAUGCCGCCUAUAAGAUUUGGUCAGUUCUUGAACUGUACUAUUAUGCCCCAGAAGGGAAACAGAUCAUUGAAUUUUUCUGCAACAGUAUAAAGGAUACCAUUGGAGGUGAAUCUGCUGUUGAAAAACAAAUCAUUGAGAAUUUUUUCUAUUAUCACGUUGAUAAAAUGGGUCAGUUUUUGAGCCAGAUUACCACGCGGUUAUUAGAAAGUUUCAAUCAGUCUAAUUAUUCGGUAGCGGUUUUAUUAGUCAUCAAGAGUAUCAAAGAGGGAGCUAUCGAUGUCGAAACUGAUAUCAAGAACUUAUUCCAAAUGACCAGUCUGGAAAUUGGCACCGAAAUUCCAUGGAUUCUUGAAGGUGAUUUAUGUUUUAAACUCAAUGAUUUGCAUCAUAGCUAUCAUGAAGCGGCGGCAGAAUUUGCUAAUAGCUCAAAUACUGCCGAGGUCGCUAAUCAUUUGGUAUCGUUGGUGUCGACGCUUUUUUUCUCUUUCAAUCAAGGAUUGGCGUUCUACACCGCUAAGUCUUUGACCAAGGCUACCAGGGAAGAAAUACAAAGGUAUAAGUCUGUUUAUGAAAGCAAUCGUGGUAUUUGGAUCAGCUCAUUGACAGAGUUUAACGAAAUGAAUGCCGCGUUGCAAUUGGCGGAAAAUUUCGAGGAUUUGCUUUCUUUAGUGAGAAUUUGUGAUGGUGAAAAAGAUCGGGUAUUAUCUAAUGGACUAGAUGAUACAUUUGUGAAGGAGCGCUUGGAUUCUUAUUUUGAAAAGUUUGGUUACAGAUUUGCGGAAACUUUGUACAAUUAUUACGUUCUCAAUGGUAAAUUACAAGAAUUGUUGUUGGGAUUUCCAAAAUACAAUAGCCUAUUGAAAAGGUUUUUAAGCUCUGGUAAUCACGGAAGAAUCUCUUGGAUUAGAAACAUUUUGGAUGGUGAAUAUUUUGAUAGUGCUUAUGAUUUGUACACCAUUGCCAAUAAAGCUGAUGAUUUGGUGAGUAAUAAGAAAUUACAGUUAAGCGUUGCCAAGCUUAGUGUUUUGGCCCAAGAUGAAGAUCAAUAUAAUCCAAACAGUGAUGAUAUCUUGGCGGAUAUUGAGACUGGGUUGACGGUUUUGGAUAUCCAAGAAAACUUGUAUAAUCAAGUAUCUGGUCUCGUUCACUUUGAGGAUGAUUCGGAUUUAGUUACAGAAACUGACAGAGUUUUGGCUUUAUUGACCAGCUAUUUACAAAAAAGAAGUCCAAUUGUGAAUUUUUUGAAUUUAAGAAAGCAUUUGUCUAAAUUAUUAUCGAACAAAUCGGUUCCAGCAACCGAGUUGAUUGAUUUAUACACAUUGCUAGAUACUAAAACUCCGGAAAUGAAGAUGAAUUUUUAUCAGGCUUUGAAGUUGGUGGGAACUGGAUUUUUGAGUUAUUCGGAGAAGAAUAUUAGCGAGAUUUUGAUUUGGAGACGGGCAAUAUUGGCUGAUGAUUGGAAAGAAAUUGGCAAUUCUGUCAAUAGAACUCCGGUGUUCAUCAAAGAAAAGAUGGAAAAUAGUGCGUUAUGCAUCACAUUGUUGCAAUGUUUCCAGGAUGAUCUAUUUGCCACAAAUAACAAUAAUCGUAAAAUAAGGUUACCAGAUCUUGAAUAUUUGACCCAACCAAUUCCUCAAGAAGAGGUUGCCAAAAGAUAUGGCAAGAAUUUAAACCAAGCAAGUCUUGCAAGCUUGACCGAGCAAUUGGACAAGGAAGUGCAAUUGAUAAAAGAUAUCAUGGCCAGCUUUGACUUUGAGAAUUAUGUGAAGGGGAUUAUCGGUACAGCGCAAACCAAUUCUGGAUCAAAAGAGGUUGUAAAUUAUCAAACUCUUGAGCUUGCUUGA
Molecule: messenger RNA, 3636 nt
Organism: Saccharomycopsis crataegensis
Lineage: Eukaryota; Fungi; Ascomycota; Saccharomycetes; Ascoideales; Saccharomycopsidaceae
Gene: NUP133
Product: Nup133p
Exons: 1
Coding region: 1-3636 (1211 amino acids)
Biological process (GO): poly(A)+ mRNA export from nucleus; protein import into nucleus; transcription-dependent tethering of RNA polymerase II gene DNA at nuclear periphery
Cellular component (GO): nuclear pore outer ring
Molecular function (GO): structural constituent of nuclear pore; protein binding
Source: RefSeq, a predicted model, not a curated record